This is a messenger RNA of Mycena citricolor, 333 nucleotides long. Lineage: Eukaryota; Fungi; Basidiomycota; Agaricomycetes; Agaricales; Mycenaceae. The record is from the annotation of a GenBank genome assembly.
UGGGUGCGAUCCCCAUCAAACGCAAAUGGGGGGUUGGGGCGGAUGAGGGGUCUCGAGCUGGCCUGUUGGCCAGUAGGUACACCUGGACCCACUGCCGGAGACGGAGCAGGGACAGGGGCAGGGGAAGGUUGUUGCUGUGCGAUUAUGAGAUUGUGGAGGAGUCCCUCCAUUCGCUGCAUGGCUUCCUCCAGAUUACCAAGUCGCUGCUCUGGGGAGGAGCCAUUGUCUUCUCCUUCCAUGUAGGACAUGAUGAUUGUAGAGGGGGAGGAGGGGGCAAGGUUGGAAGUGAGAAGCGGAUGACGCUGUCGACGGUCUUCACAAGCUUGUCCAGUU